UUUUCUCAGCUCUUGCUGAUGUCCUUGCUGAUAUCCUUCUCGCCGCUGAUCGUUGCCAAUGAAUAUCGCGAAUCACCGAAGCUCACAGGAUCGGCACAGCUGCUGCAGAAUCCAGAGGAUAAUAUACUCAACUCCUUGGAUGUGGCACUGGAUACGAUCAGCAACAUCUAUAUGCAAGCUCUGCUCUCGGGCACUCAUACACCUGAGAUGGAGAUAUCAUUUCGUGCUCUUGAAAUAGAGCUCUACGAACUACUGGAUCGUCUCUAUAAGCAGCAUCGCCUCAAGGACUAUAUGAAGUACGAGCCGGAAGUGACGCGACAAAUGAUUAUCUAUGGUAUGCUGAAGGAGCUCUUUGGGUAUACACAGCAUGUGGAGAAACCAAAGUAA
Molecule: messenger RNA, 387 nt
Organism: Drosophila grimshawi
Lineage: Eukaryota; Metazoa; Arthropoda; Insecta; Diptera; Drosophilidae
Exons: 1
Coding region: 19-387 (122 amino acids)
Source: RefSeq, a predicted model, not a curated record